AUUACAUCCUUUUGUUGAAUGUCUGAAACUUGUUCUUGAAAUCAUGGUGUUGCAAAGGAGGCUUGAUCAUGGAUUCAAUGGCUAUGAGGUGCCUCCUACACCUCGAGCUACAAGAUCACCAAGAAAGAGUGCUUUCAAGAAGAAUCAAAUAUCUUCCUUCGAUUUGUUGGCUGCAGUAGCUGGAGACCUUCUGCUUGAAAGUGGUGGCAAUUCUUCUUCCUCAAGUAACAACGCCAUAGGGGAUACUAAUGAAGAAGAUCAGUGUGCUGUUAAGACAAAACCGCAUCAAACAGUGGUAGAGGAAAUUAACUGUGAUCAUAUUCAUGACAAUGAUGCUGAGAGGAGGUUCUUUGUCUCUGAGAUCCUUCCAAAAACUCAUAGAUCUCCAAGUCCUCCCAAAGAUUUCCAUUUUGGAUCUACCUCUGGCAUAACUUCGGACUCCUCGGAGAAGCUUGGCACUCAAGGAUUAGGUCAGAGUGUUUGUUUUAGGUCAGAGACUAACGAUAAGAUAUCAAUGCAUGGGAGACUAAUAAAUGAUUGUGAACCAGAGUUAUCAAGGGAUAUUAUAGCCGAGAAUAAGCAUCAUAUAGGUAGUGGCUUCAAGAAACCUGUUCCUCCUCCAGUGUGCUCUGAUGAUAUAGAUUUACUCAAUGAUGAUGGCGAAAACUUCUCAGCACGUUACACAACGAAAACAUUUAGGUCAACCCUUAGAAUAGGAGAUAGAAGAAUAAAGAAAGUCCUGGCUUCAAAGUAUUGUAAACUCUCUUCAAAGCAGAAAGAGACGACGGUUACUAAUUCAGACAUGGACUUGAAGCCUAGUUACUACAACAAGAAACAUUGUCUUAAAAGCUUCAGAUCAGAGAGGAGAUAUCCAAUCAAGAAAAGAAGAUACUUUGAUGGUUAUACAGCGUCACAAUCAGAAGAAACACCUAAAAGGGGUUCAGCUUUUAUGUCAACCAUAGCUUGUCAGAAGCAGCCAGCUUUACAAUCAAGAGAUUCUCACGUGAAACUUGGAAUCAAGUCAUUUAAAGUUCCUGAGCUUUUCAUUGAGAUUCCAGAGACUGCUACUGUUGGUUCGCUUAAGAGGACAGUCUUGGAAGCUGUGACCACCAUACUUGAAGGUGGACUACGCAUAGGUGUUCUUGUUCAUGGAAAAAAAGUUAGAGACGACAGUAAAAUGCUUCUUCAGAAUGGAAUCUCUCUAGACACUCUCUCAGACACCUUAGGCUUUUGUCUUGAGCCAAACCCUCCACACUCCACAAAACCGCUGGCUCCUGAAGAUUCUGAUUGUCUCCGUCCAUUUAAUGUACCUCACACGCUAACAAGGUGUCUUGCAUCACAAGGGAAACAUGCUAAACCUAGUAACUCUGUAGAAAGUGACCUUGACUCCAAACCCUCUGCACAUAAUAGGGCCAAACCAGUCUACUCCAGAGCUUUGAUUCCUGUAGCUCCUCCUCUGCAUGCACAGGCUUUAAACGUAGUCCCACCUCGAAAACCUAAGCGAUCUGAGGUGGCUCAGCGCAGAAUCCGUAGACCUUUCUCUGUUGCAGAAGUAGAGGUCCUUGUUCAAGCUGUGGAGAGACUUGGGACCGGAAGGUGGCGUGAUGUAAAGCUGCGAGCGUUUGAUAAUGCAAAGCACCGGACUUAUGUCGAUUUGAAGGAUAAGUGGAAAACGCUGGUGCACACAGCAAGAAUAUCGCCACAACAAAGGAGAGGUGAGCCAGUUCCACAGGAGCUCUUAGACAGGGUACUGAUGGCUCAUGCCUACUGGUCCCAGCAACAGGGGAAACAACAGUUGCUGGAGGGACAUCAGAAGCUCGAGACCAGUCUUGGUCUAUAGACUGGGAAAGAAAUGUUAUCUUCGCGGUGUGAAAAUGGAUGUUAGCGGGAUGAAACUGAUCUUUUUUUACUUUCAUAUAUACUUUUUUUUGUUUAUUUGUUAUGUUAUGUAUUUGAAAAUAUUCAUUGUGUAAGGAAAAAAAAAGGAAAGGAAUGUGGUGAAGAAGGGUAUAGAUGAAGAUAUGUGAGGUCUAAUGUAAUUGUCACAGUGCUUGGUUAAUAAUAACAUGUUAUUCCU
This is a messenger RNA of Brassica rapa (field mustard), 2077 nucleotides long. Its product is annotated as telomere repeat-binding protein 5. The record is from RefSeq and is a predicted model, not a curated record. Lineage: Eukaryota; Viridiplantae; Streptophyta; Magnoliopsida; Brassicales; Brassicaceae.